AUGGAUGGGAGCAACCUGACCAGGGUCACUGAGUUCAUCCUGCUUGGGUUUCAGAAUGAGAAACCGGUGAACAUUCUUCUUUUUUCUGUAUUCCUGCUCAUGUACCUGACAUCUCUGGUCGGCAACACCCUGAUCAUCCUUCUAGUGUGCUGUGACCGUCGCCUGCACUCACCCAUGUACUUCUUUGUAGCCAACCUCUCCUUCCUCGAGGUGGCCAUCACCUCCACUGUGGUGCCUGAGAUGUUGGGCAACACUUUCUCACUCACCAAAGCCAUCUCCUUUGUGGGCUGCCUCACGCAGUCUUUCUUCUACUUCCUCUUGGGGUCCACCGAGUUCUUCCUCCUGGCGGUCAUGUCCUUUGAUCGGUACGUAGCCAUCUGCAACCCACUGCGGUACGCGCUCAUCAUGAACAGACAGACGUGCGCGGCGCUGCUCCUGGGGUCUUACGUGGGCGCCUUUCUGUCCAUCCUGGCGCCAUCAGUUUUAACGGCCCCCCUGCCCUUCUGCGGGCCCAACGUGGUGAACCACUUCUUCUGCGACAGCGCCCCAGUGCUGAAGCUGGUCUGCGCGGACACCUCUCUGGCGGAGCUGGCGGACUUCGCCUCCUCGGCGGUGCUGCUCCUGGGCUCCCUGCUCCUGACCGGCGUGUCCUACACCUGCAUCAUCAUCACAGUGCUCAGGAUGCCCUCGGCGCAGGGCCGGCGCAAGGCCUUCUCCACCUGCGCCUCGCACAUCACGGUGGUAACGCUGUACUACGGCAGCUCCAUCUUCAUCUACGUGCGCCCGCGGAAGGGCGGCGUGAUGGACGUGAACAAGUUCGCCACCGUGCUGAACACCAUCGUGACGCCCAUGCUGAACCCCUUCAUAUACAGUCUGCGCAACGAGAAAGUGAAAGGCUCGCUCAGAGACGCCCUGGCGAAAUGCCCUUGCAGACUAGGGACAACCAUGUGCCAAAGGUGA
Ictidomys tridecemlineatus (thirteen-lined ground squirrel) is the source of this 960-nucleotide messenger RNA. Its product is annotated as olfactory receptor 6S1. Gene Ontology annotation, molecular function: olfactory receptor activity; G protein-coupled receptor activity. The record is from RefSeq and is a predicted model, not a curated record. Gene Ontology annotation, biological process: G protein-coupled receptor signaling pathway. Lineage: Eukaryota; Metazoa; Chordata; Mammalia; Rodentia; Sciuridae. Gene Ontology annotation, cellular component: membrane.